UUGAAGAAGGCAGAUAAUAAGUCUUUGCAAUUAAGGUACUUUUUAUAAUUUAUGGGUUUAAUUUCCCUUUCUAAGUUGGUUAGUAAUUUAUGUAUAUAUGUAAUAACUAAAGUCAUGGCACCCCUGAAAUCCCUUUUCAGUGUGGCUGAUAAUCCUAAUCUAUGUAUGAAAUAUUCAUGCAAUAAGAAGAACAUUUUUGUACCACUUAUUGCAUCACUUCCAGCUUUAAUUGUCAUCCUUUUCAUUGUCCUUGGAUUUUGGAUAUCAAAAAGAAGACAGAAAGGUCCAACUCUAUAUAUCCCCACCAAAGACAAGUUGGAUUCUAGAAAAGAAGUAUGUUUGGAGUCAAAACAAAAAGCAUUCAAUUAUACUGAGAUUCUGAAUAUUACUGAUAACUUCAAAACAAUAAUUGGAGAAGGAGGAUUCGGAAAAGUUUAUCUUGGCCUUCUACAAGAUCACACUCAAGUUGCCGUCAAAUUGCUUUCGGUAUCUUCCAGACAAGGCUACAAAGAAUUCCAAUCAGAGGUAGAACUCCAUAGUAGUAUUCGUCAUAGGAACUUGGUGUCCCUCGUUGGCUAUUGUGAUGAAGGAGAGAUUAAAGCACUGAUUUAUGAAUACAUGGCAAAUGGAAAUCUCCAUCGACAUUUAUCAAAGCAACAUCCAAAUGUGUUGAAGUGGGAUGAGAGACUUAAUAUUGCAAUUGAUGUGGCGAAUGGACUAGAUUAUUUGCAUAAUGGUUGUAAGACACCUAUUGUACAUAGAGAUUUGAAGACUUCAAACAUAUUACUAGAUAAGUGGAAUCAUGCCAAGAUAUCUGAUUUUGGUCUUAGCAGAGCUUUUCCUAAUGAUGAUGAUUCUCACAUAUCAACUCGCCCUGCUGGCACACCAGGCUACAUUGAUCCAGAGUUUCAUAGGGUUGGAUACUUGAAUAAAAAGAGCGACGUUUAUAGCUUGGGAAUAAUUCUGCUUGAAUUGAUGACGGGUGAAGCUGCAAUCAUAGUAAGAGAUGAUGGUGCCAUUCACAUACUUGAAUGGGUUAGGCCCAUACUUGAAAGAGGUGAUGAUAUUCAAAACAUUGUUGAUUCAAGAUUGUUGCAACAAGGAGACUUUAAUGUUGACUCUUUAAGGAAAGUUUUUGAGAUUGCCUUGUGUUGUACAAGAGUUGCAGCUCAAAGACCAGACAUAAGUCAAGUCCUUUUAGACCUAAAAGAUUUCUUAUUUCUUGAAAUGGUUAGCAUUGCACCUCACAUGUCUAUGCAACUUGAAACUGAUGAAUUUUCUCUUGUAGGAAGGUAAUAAUAAUAAUAAUUACAUAUCAAAAUGUACAAAACCACAUAUAGAAGGGUCCUUAUUAAUUUAUGUACU
Molecule: messenger RNA, 1365 nt
Organism: Arachis ipaensis
Lineage: Eukaryota; Viridiplantae; Streptophyta; Magnoliopsida; Fabales; Fabaceae
Source: RefSeq, a predicted model, not a curated record